This is a messenger RNA of Pseudomyrmex gracilis, 1832 nucleotides long. RefSeq names its product fatty acyl-CoA reductase 1-like. The record is from RefSeq and is a predicted model, not a curated record. Gene Ontology annotation, cellular component: peroxisome. Gene Ontology annotation, molecular function: alcohol-forming very long-chain fatty acyl-CoA reductase (NADP+) activity. The coding region runs from base 150 to 1637 and encodes 495 amino acids. Gene Ontology annotation, biological process: long-chain fatty-acyl-CoA metabolic process. The transcript is spliced from 9 exons. NCBI's taxonomy places the organism in Eukaryota, Metazoa, Arthropoda, Insecta, Hymenoptera, Formicidae.
UCUAUGCGAUCGAAUUGUAGUUUAGCUCAUUUACGUGGUAGGUGUACAGAAAGAACUAAGUGCUGAAGUUCUUUAUUCUUCAACAAUAUAGAUCAAAAGUAAAGUGAUUUUGCAGUGACAAAGAAAUUUAUUUUAAUAUUUUAGUUACUAUGAGUGAAGACGCUAAUACAUUUAUACCGGCCUUUUACUCUCAUCGGAGUGUUUUUAUUACUGGUGGCACAGGUUUCAUUGGUAAAGCAUUAUGUGAAAAAUUACUCAGAUCUUGUCCGGACAUUAAAGAAAUAUUUCUGUUGAUACGGCCACAAAAGAAUUUAACUAUCAAUGAUAAGCUCAAGAAGAUGUUAAAUAACAAAAUUUUUGACACAUUACGAAGCGAACGGCCAUCCAAUCUCGAUAAACUCAUUCCUAUAAGCGGAGACGUAACUGCUAAAGACUUGGGAUUGUUGCCAAACGACAGACAAUUGUUAAUCGAAAAAGUAUCGAUAAUUUUUCACAUUGCGGCUAUCGUUCGUUUUGAUGAGAGUCUCAAAAAUAUAAUUUUCAGCAACUUGCGAGCAACGCGCGACGUUUGUAUUUUAGCCCAGUCUAUGAAAAAUAUAGUAGCUUUACAUCAUGUGAGCUCGACGUACACACAAAGCGACAAACCCGUAGUGAACGAAGUCUUGUAUCCCUUGAAAAUCGACUGGAGGCAGACGAUCAGGAUCGCUGAGUCUGUUGACGAAGAAAUUCUAAAAAUAUUCACAGCAAAAUAUAUAGGAACGUUUGCAAACACGUACAUUUUUACAAAAAGAUUGGCCGAGCAAAUAAUAAGUGACUUUUCGGAAUCACUGCCUUGCAUUAUCUUUAGACCGUCUAUAGUUAUAUCAACAAUGGGGGAUCCUGUACCAGGUUGGACUGACAAUUUCAAUGGUCCAAAUGGCUUGAAUGUUGGCACUGGUAUUGGGAUAUUACGCGUACUUUCUUUAGAUUCUAAUAUAAAUUGCGAUUUUAUCCCGAUAGAUUUAGUAAUCAGAGCAAUGUUAAUCGUAUCUUGGAAACGCGGAAUACAAAGUAUUUCUGAGGACAAUAGCCUUCACAUUUAUAACAGCUCUUUGUGCAACAUAAAAAGCAUAAGUCUCGGCGAAAUGAUAAGAACUGGAGUACGUGUCUUCUAUGAUAUUCCUAUAGAACGCAUGAUUUGGAAACCCAGUGUGAUUAUGACAAAAAGUCGUUUGCUAUAUUACAUAUUGGUGAUAAUAUUACAUAUUGUGCCUGCAUUAUUCAUAGAUAGAAUAUUAAAACUAUUUGGUGCAAAUCCGAUGCUACUACAAUUGCAACGAAAAGUAUAUGUAGCAAACCAUGCUCUGUCGUUCUUUAUAAGUAAUUUUUUGCAAUUUAAUAAUACAAAUUUGAUAAGUGUAUUUGAAAAUCUGAGCGCUGAUAAUAAAAAGGAAUUUGAUUACAAAGAACUAAUAAAGAUUAACGUGGAAGAAUAUAUCAGAAACAGUAUUAUUGGUUUUAAAGUCUAUUUACUCAACGAAGAUAUGAAUCGUUUAGAACAAGCUAGACGUAAUUUUAAAAGGAUGGAGUGGCUCGACAAAAUAAUCAAAAUAUUGUUUGUAAUUAUGUUAUGGUAUAUUUUCUACGCACGUAAAUAAACGCAAAAUAUUUUAUCAAAUAUGAGAGAAUAGGAUUUCAGAUAGUCUGCACCGACUGCACAUUUUGGGUGUCGCACAGUGGGCCAGAAGAACCAAAUAAGUGGCCAAAAUUUAAUUAGGUAUUUUCAAAAACAACUUUUUUUAUGGAUAUGGAAAUGGAUACAUGAUGAUGUUGAGAAUAUUUUAUGUACCAAA